UGUAAAUUUAUUUUAAACGAGAACGAAAGGAAAUUUCUAUUGCUUGUGGAGUAUAAUUUUAGUUGUAUACGGUAUUUAUUUUUACAAAUUGUAUAUAGCUAGCAUUUAGUUUCAUCGACUCUACCAAUUGAUGGACAUUUUUCAAUAUUCGUUGUCGGCAAAUGAAACUCACAUGCAGCUAUUAAUUUGAACUUUUUAUAGGCAUGCAUUCGCAAAACAUAUGUUCAUAUUACAAUCAUGGCGAUAGCGAACAUUAAAUCUUCGCGAAUUCAUAAUUUAAUAUUCCAAUCAAACAGCUUAUAGUUGUUGGUGACGUUGUCCUCUAUAUUUCAAUUCAUUGAAUAUUUUUGCGUGUCAAUGCACUCUAUUUAUUUUACUAUAGGUUAUAGAAAUUACGCAGACUAUUAUUAUUCGUCGAAGUAAAUGCAACCAAACGAAAAUCAAUAAACUAUGUGAACUCCAUGUAUUUGAUAUUCAAUUAUUCGCAUAUUCUCGUAUUUCGUAAACUGAAUACCACCAAACUUAAAUAAAGAAAGAAUAUUAUGGCAUUUGAUGAAAUCACGUGUCCCUUCGUCAUUUCUGGUUAUUUAUUUGUAACACCUAUAAUCAUAUAACUAAAUAAUUACACAAAAUAAUUACAUUUACACACACACAAAAAAAAAAACUAUAUAUGAUUCUGUCUACGUUUAAAUAACAAAAAGUAUCAAAGUUUGAUAUAGUGAGACUAUGUAUUAUGUGAUUGCCGUAUUAGGGAAUUAAUAUGUAUAUCCAUGAAUCAAUUCCAUGCAUAAGCACCUCAACGGGUUUUCCUUAUGCUUUUUCGUAUAUAUAUUACUAUAUUAGAAUGCCAGCUAAGUUUGCUGAAAAUGAUCAUCAUGAUCAUAAGCGGUUUGGUGAUAUGAAUUUAUAGUAGAAAUGAUCAUGCUGUGGAAUGAUGGUAUGCAUUUGUUUCCCGAAUACCUAACCAAAAUCUAUGUGUUUGUGUGAGUGGGGCAAAUAUAAUUUUGUAAGUGUAUGCGUCUAUGUGUUUGUGUGAGUGGGAGGGAUCUAUGUACGUGACAUUAGGUGGAACAAAUACAGCUAUUCCUUUGUGCAAUGCCAUUUACAAUUGUCAGCGAGAUUAGGACCCAUAAUCAAGAUCCUAAUCAUGUAAGCUAAUUAAACAAAUUUUCAAAUUAGUUGAGUGCCCCUUGUUAAAGACCUUAUAUUUUAUUCAAAAAUUAUAUAUAUAUAUAUAUAUAUAUAUAUAUAUAUAUAACUAACCAAAACAGAACACUACAUGUAUAAAAUAAAUUUAAUUACCAUUUACCAAACUAACAUUGUAUAUUGUGGACGAAUUUUAGUUAUGUAUUUGGGAAACAAAUAUUUUUAUUGGUUGUUUAGACUUGCUCAAACCUCCUAAAACUUAUAAAAUAAUGAUGGACCGGAGUAUGCAAGAACAAGAGGAUCAAUUACCGUCCCAUCAUUGCGUGCGAGUUAGGAAUGAAUUAAUUAUGCCAUCACUUUCUUCUUCUUCUUUUUUUUUAAAAAUUUGAGAAUGAAAAUAAAUGAAUCUAAAACAUAGAGGGGGGUGGAGGAACUAUAGCUAAACAGUGUUGGAUCACAUGAAGAGGAAAAUGAUACAAAAUAGGGAAAGGGGCAAUAACAAUAACACAUCCCCACAUGCUCUCCACUUUGUCCCGUGAGUUGUUAGGUUGUGUCUAAAGCCUAAACACGCUUUUCCUCUUUCUUAAUCUUUUCAUAUAACCGAUAAAAUUGUUAUAUUGCUCGCAAGCUCAUGGUUCUUUAAUGAUACGUUGUAGUUUGGUUAAUUGUGUAAUGGCGUUAUAUUUGAGAUUCGGUCUCUCUACCGCACAAGUAAUUGAUUAGCUAAAAUGAAUUUGUUUUAUGUAUUAGUGGCUUAAUUAGAGAAUUAGAAGAAAAGGAAUAAAUAAAAAGUUAAAAAUGUCAAUUCAGAAGUGAAAGACGGGAAGAAGAGGUUAGCGUGAUGUCGUUUUCAUGCUAUAGUAGGGCCACGUCAAUUGACUCUGCAGCUCACGUGAGAAAUUACUGUAGAAUCUCAAGAGUAAGGGCAUGACUUGAUUUUCGAACUUGUAUAACAGGGGCAACUCGGUAAUAACAUGUUAUACUUGUAAAUGUUUGUUUAUGGAAUUAUGGGCCAUAGAUUAAGCUCCUAAACCAUUCAUGGUUCAGUUGGUACUUUAUUCUUCCUUUUGACUUACAUACGUAUCUAACAUAUAACUACAAUUAUUUUAGCAUUUUAUCGGCAACCUGAUAUAGUUUGUAAUGAAAAAAAAACACGCGUGAAAAAAAGAAGUUUUAAUUUAGAUACACCUGCAUUUACCAGGUUUAAAAGAGAAUAAAGGGUCCAUCCCAUAAAUAUUGAAAAAGUUCUCUUGCUAGUAAACUAUAAAUCAAUCCAUAUGCAAACUUUGCAGUUUUUCACUUUAAAACAAAAGUUUUAAGCGAUUUCAGCAUUCCGGGCUCAGGUUCGCACUUCAUCUCUCUCAGCUGGUCUCGCCGAAUCUCUGCAUGACUCAUAACGAAGAUGUAUCGACAAUUCCCCUCUUUCUCGACUGGUUUCUUAAAAUGGGCCUCCUAAAAGGAUUUCUUUUUGUUGUCUUUAACUAAUGGGCUAGACCCAAGAAACAAAUGCCUGGCUGGGCUGUAGUCUUUAUGUACGUUUUCUCUUUUAAGUUAAUAGCAAGCCCUUUAUCAAAAAAAAAAAAAAAAAAACAAAAGUUUUAGUGAGAUCAAUAUACAAUAUACUGAAAAAGCUAUAGUUAGAUCAAUGUGCAUUACUUUAUACAACAGGUACAAGUUGGAAAUUCGAGCAGUAUAUUUUAGCCUGCUUUUAGACGAACGGUACAAAAACAGUGAAUGGUAGUUAAUUAGGAAACUAAAUUAAUUCUUAUAGCAAAAAAAUAUCAUUUUCUUAUCUUACAUAUAUAAUCUUACAUGUAAGGAAAAACAAUACAGAGCAAAUUAUUCAGGGAAUCGUAAGAUUUAUAAAUUAGCAGACUGAUAUAUAAAAAAAUACUAUAUCAUUUUAUCAUAUAUACAAUAUAUGAUCCAGUUCAAAAUAAAAUCAACGUGAGAUCUCAUAUCACAAGUUACAACUCAUCAGGUUCAUGCACACGACAACAUUUAUUUUUAAUCAAGCAAUAAACAUCUCUUUACAUGUUAGUUGUUAAUAUAUUACAAAUGCUCGUAGGCGGAGUUCUACAAUUGAUCGAACCUUUGCCUUUUCAGAAAUACAAUUAAAAUUUUAAACAUUAAAUCCUGUAACUUUAGCAUACACAGAAGAGUGUAUGGGAGAGCACCUCGUUUGGAUUAGCUGGCCUCUUUUUCUUCUUUGUUCCCUUCUAAAGAGGAUUAUUAGUUGUCUCUAAUCAUUGUUAUUUUCUUAAUAAUAUAAUCAUAAAGUAAAUUAAAAAGAAGAAUAAGAAGCUGGAAUUCAAGAAAAACAAAUGUAUUUGUAUUACGGACAUUCCUCUGUACAUUUGCACAGGAAUCCUCUUAGGGAUCAGUUAACAAUAGUAGAUUAUGUAUCAUGUGUCCUAUGGUAAGACACGGGAUUAAAUAACUAAACGAUGCAUUAAAUUAAAUUAGCUAAAAAUGAAGUUUUAACCUACAAGGUCGGAUCCAAAAGUGACACGUGGCAGUUGCGCCGCGUGAAUCACGCCGUAUCACGUGAUAAGAAACCUUUUGGCUACCUCCCAUCCAUCACGUGGCCAACUCACACCUCUCGAUUAUUGCGGGUCCCACAUUUUUUUUUACGCUAUCCCGUUUUACUCUUUUUAUUUUUUUCUGUUUGUAAUUUUAAUUCUGUAUAUAUCACGAUUGUUGGUACUGUCAUAGCUAUUGUAGAAUUGUGCUACAUUCAAAUAAGAUUUUAAUUUUCAGGAAUAAUUAUGAAAUAAGAUCAAUUAAUCAUGUCAAACAAAAAGGAAAAGAUUAAACGACUGUUGAAAAUAUCACAAGAAAAAUAGUUGUAACUUUAGUACAAAAACAAAUAGUCGUAACUUGUAAGCAGUAAAAAAAAAAGGAAACAAAAGAAGGUGGAAGUGAGAUUUAGAGGAGCAGCAUAGUCACGUGUGCCCAUUCCCUGCCGUUAAACUGCCACACUGCCUUCCGUCUCGCGUGCGGUGGGUCCCGUCAUCUCCAUUCUCCAUAUAGUCGCCGCACUGUUGAACCUCGUGACGCCGUUUAAAUCCAAACGUUGCCGUUAACUUAUAAAAUAUUUGCUGUUGUAUUCAUAUACCAAGAAAUAGCGUCAAGAAUCUCAAUAUCAUAGUAAAAAUACCUAAGACAUGCAGAAAAAAACGAGUAAACUUGACAAUAAAUUUAAAUAUCAUACUUGAUCCAGAUAUAUUUUUUUAAAAAACUUAUGGUUUUAAAUUAGGAUAUGGGAUUGAGAAAGAUAGUGAGAUUUUUCUGCGGGCAAAUGGGAGGAGAGGAGAGACGUGAGAGCACGUGCCUGUAAAGAGAGAGAAGCGGUGGUGACCGGUCGCUUUCUCGUGAUGGUAUCACGUGACAGAAAUUAACCCAUCUUCGGGUCCCAAGUUUUUUUAACUCUGACAGACAAUAUCAGGGUUACAAAUUCGAGGUAAAGUAAACUGGUGGGUCAUAUUGUGAAUAAUGUUAUUUUCCUAGUCCCUUGGCUAAUAAAUAGCACACAGUACUGAAUGUGUUGCUCUCUCUAGUGUAAAUUUUUUUUUAAAAAAAUUGAGUUUAAUAAAGAAGAAAAACACUGGAAAAAUGAUAUUACAAAGACAAUCAUUUAAAUUUUAAGGGACGUUGAUUAAAAAUUGAUGCUAGAAAAUUAAUUUUGUUAAAUGAACACUCUAUUAAUGGUUGAAUAAGAAAAUGAAGAUAAGAUAAAUUAAGAUGGGAAAUAGAAGGAGAGGGCAUGUGGAGUCCUUUCUUGAGUGACCUGUCGGUUUAUGGGUCAUUGAUAAUACGUGAAAGCGAAAGCUGUGGAGAGAGUUAUUAAUAUAAGAUGAUGCCAUCCGAGAGAGAAGACUCAAAAAAGAGAAGAUGUGUUUUCUUUUGUUCUGUUCCCACACUGUUUUUUUCUUAUGACGUGGCUCUCUCACGUGCCUGGACUUAUGCCCCUCUCUCUCUUUUUAAUUCUUUUUCGAUGGCGAUCUCGAUUAAGACGCGGCCCACUCAUUAUUCGACAACUGUCUCAAUAUUCCCCUUUUUGGAUGGUCCAAAAGUAUCUCGCUUAAAAAAAUUAUAUUCCUUUUUCUAGUCAAAUUAUAAAGGCAUGAUCAAUGCUGUCACGGAAAAAAUUAAAAUAAAUAAAGCAUAUGAUAACAUGGGCCGUGCAUGGGCCGAUAUAGUCUCACUUCAGUCCAUUUCGGCGGAUGCUAUCAUCAUGCCUUCCAGAUCGAUGAUUAGACGUCGACGCAGGAGACAUUAUCCGAUUCAAAUCAUCGCACAACCGAUUACCUCUCUCGCCGCCGUUGAUUCCGGCGACGAAUCGAUCUCCGAUUGCUGAUCUUCCUCUACAGGCGUAAGCCUCGUCAUGGAUCCGUCACACCAGCGCGUUGAGCAGUCUCAGGUAACUCUUCCUCGCGACGAUGAUAACGAUGGUACGGUGUCUCGUGAUGUGAUAGUAGGAAACUGCGACGUGGUUGUUGAAUUAGGAUUGGGAUCUGGAACCGUUUUUAUUGAGAAUAUAGAUAGUGAUGUUGUUGAUGUUAACAACCUCAAUGGUUUUGAUGAACCUGAUGACGAUGAUCUUGAGCUUCGCGGUAUCGCAUCGAUGGGAAGUCAGAUUCGGUUGAUUACAAUCGAAUCGGGAUCUGAUGAUGAUGAUGAUCAUCAUGAGAAUGAGAGGGAGGUGUGGGGGAUUGAUUUGAAUGAUGAUGAUGAUGUUUAUGAUGAUGAAGAUGAUGAUGAUGAUGUGAAUGUGACUAUACCUCUUUGUUGGGACUCACUCCAAGUAGAAGAUCGUGGAGUAGCUGCUGAGGAGUUUGAUUGGGAAGAAGUUGAUGGUGGUGGUGGUUUAGUGGAUGAAAGGGAGAUACUAACCGGUUUUGCAGAAAUUGAUGAUGGUGAUGGUGAUGGUUUGGAGGAUGAAAGGGAGAUAGAGAUACUAACCGGUUUUGCAGAAGCUGACAUCGAUGAGGAUACUUCGGUUUCUAUCUCCAUCUCACCGAUGAUCUCUUCAGAAGGUUUAGACACAGGGGAAAGAACAGAGGGGGCCGCGAACCUCGAGUGGGAAGUGUUGCUGAACUCUCAUACUCUUGAGAUCAACUUUGAUGUGGGAAACAGAGAGAUCUUUCUUACUGGUGAUAAUGAAGUUAACAUUAAUGCACCCGAGUAUGACAUGUUGUUUGAACAGUUCUCUCAAGCUGGUCUUGCCAAUCUCCGGAGGUUUCCUCCGGCUUCUAGAUCUUUCAUCAAGGAUCUCCCGAUGGUUCAGUUGGAUGUUGAGAAGGAUGAAGGUGCCGUCUGUGCGGUUUGCAAAGAUGAGAUGGAUGUCGGGACCGAAGCUGUUGGGUUGCCCUGUGAUCAUAAGUACCAUACUGAAUGUAUUGUUCCAUGGCUCAAAACGAGGAACACAUGUCCUGUUUGUCGUUAUGAAUUGCCUACAGAUAGUACAGACUAUGAGCGAAGGAAGAGCCAGAGAACAACAACUAGUAGUAAUAAUAUAUGGUAGAUGGAUUUGGUAAGCAUCGUCUAUAUAUAAUUGUCUUUAUCUUGAAGAAUAUGUAUAUUCAAUGUUUGGAUUGAGUCAUGCUUCAUCUUUAGUUUAUUUUUAUCUUGUAUUUUCGCCUCAUUUAUAUAGAGGAACAUAUGGUAUAGGCAAUAGAGGAUAGCCUUUAUUAUUGUUUGCUUUUAUCUCAUUUGAUCAAAGCUUGGAUUGCUAGAAAGCUAUAUAUACAGUUUGUUUGAAAGACAAAAUCUUAGAUCAUUCAAUCAUGAAUUUUUAACUCUUGUAAAAUAUGGUUCUAUUAAACAAUCUGGUCUAUUUGAUGGACGACUUUGACCACUCCCUCCAUCAAAACCUUAAGAAAACCGGUCCCAUACUGAGCCAAAAACUGUGCUGUGAGCUUCAGCAAGCUUAGGAGGGAUACUCUUCACUCUAUAAUCGUAUUGUUUCAAAACCAUAUAUUUUAAGUGUUUUUAAAUACAUCUAUUAAAACAUUCACUUGUAAACCCUAUAUGUUUAAUUGAAUUAUAAACCAUAUAGUGGAACCCGUAGGUUUUUUCUAAACAUUCUCUGGAUCAAAUCCUAAAUAAAAUUUGGGAAACGAAUCUUGGGAUUCGAUGUUGGUAUCAAACUAUCAAUUUGUAGUUGUGUAGUUACUGCAGGAGGAUGCAUGUGAACAAAUGUC
This is a messenger RNA of Brassica rapa (field mustard), 7352 nucleotides long. Its product is annotated as E3 ubiquitin-protein ligase CIP8. Gene Ontology annotation, biological process: protein ubiquitination. Gene Ontology annotation, molecular function: ubiquitin protein ligase activity. Gene Ontology annotation, cellular component: cytoplasm. NCBI's taxonomy places the organism in Eukaryota, Viridiplantae, Streptophyta, Magnoliopsida, Brassicales, Brassicaceae. The record is from RefSeq and is a predicted model, not a curated record.